Molecule: messenger RNA, 1557 nt
Organism: Tribolium castaneum (red flour beetle)
Lineage: Eukaryota; Metazoa; Arthropoda; Insecta; Coleoptera; Tenebrionidae
Gene: Nplp1
Product: Neuropeptide-like precursor 1
Exons: 5
Coding region: 106-1212 (368 amino acids)
Source: RefSeq, a predicted model, not a curated record
ACGUCCGGCGUCGCGACGACUGUGAGCGUCGGUCGACGGUUGAUGAGGACGUGUUGCAUCUGAAGCAACAGUUUUGUGUGUCUGACGCCGCUAUUUUUUCAAAUCAUGCUUUUCGGUGCGCCGAAGUUUUUUUUUGGGACCGGUGUAUUGGUGUUUGCCUUAAUUUUUGUGGUAAAAUCGGACGAAUCAUGUGAUAUAGAAAUAGAAAACACUCUAAAAACCUUACUAACACCACAAGACUACCCAUCGAUGCAGCAGCAGGCGCUUCGCAAAGACUUGUUGCGUAGAUUUCAACAGGCGCUCGAUCGAGCCGACGACGAAGACGAAAUGAAUUACAAAAGGUCGAUAAGUUCGCUAGCACAAUGGGGUAAUUUACCCGGAAAACGUAACUUGGAAGCACUGGCCAGAGCCGGCUAUAUCCGCACUCUACCCAAUCCCGACGAGGAAGAUCCCAACAAUAAAAGAAGUCUCUCGACUUUGGCCAAAAACGACCAAUUACCCACCACGUUCCAAAAUAACGAAAGCAAACGGGGAAUCGAGUCGUUGGCACGAAACGGCGAAUUACACAACAGGAGAGACAUCCAAGAACUGUUGGACGAACUCUACAACAAGCGGAACGUUGGCAGUCUGGCCCGGAAUUUUAAUUUCCCCAGUUAUGGCAAACGAUAUUUGGCGAGUUUGGUGCGAAACGGCGAACUCAAGUACAGCGGGAAAAGGAACAUCGCCUCGAUCAAAGCCCAAUAUCCCGGCACUAGGAGUAAAAGACAGGCGAGUUAUUACGACGGGGAGGGUGGCGAGUUCUCCCUCCCGGUGUAUCAAAACCAGAACGUGGACGAUUAUGAGGAGCUCGUGAAAGCGUUGGCGGCGGCUUAUCCUAAUAACGACAAGCGAUUCCUAGGCUCGGUGGCUAGGAGCGGCUGGUUUCGGCCAAAUUCCCGCUACCGGUCGCCUGAAAAGCGCCACAUUGGCGCUUUGGCACGUCUUGGGUGGCUGCCGACGCUGCGAAACGUCCGGAGAUUCAACCGCUCCGGCAGGUCCACCACUUUGGAGGGCUGCAGGGAGGCUGCCACAGAUGGGCAAACCGAAGACGACGCCUUCGCCGAAGACCAGAUUUCACUAGAGGAUAAGAGGUUUCUACUGCAACCUGCUGUCGAUCAAAUAUUGUUAAGGAAGAUAUUUAUGCAUCCGAGGACACAUCCGGCGAUUAAUUAGUUUGGUUUUUUGGCACAUAUCUCGAUAAUUUUUGCAUAUCUCCGAUAUAUCAGACUCACUUCGAAGUUAAUAUUUUUAAUAACAAUAAUUCUAUCGAUCAACAAGUCAUCAAAAUUAUGGUUAUAGGACUUAGACUAGUUAAGGCCAAUGAUAAUUUUAGUAUUGGAUGUUGGGCUGGACGAGACAAUAUUAUGCUGUGUAAGACAAUAGAUCCUCCUUAAAAAUAUGUAAUGACAAUAAAUGUAACUGUAGACAAUAUAACGCCGGACUUUACAACGGCUUGUCUUAUCUAGUGUUAAAAAUAAAUGUGAAUUUUAAAACGUCAAAUAAAAUUUAUUGACAAAA